AUGGCGCUGCGCACACUCACCCGCGGCCGCAUCGCCUGCACCAACAGCGUCCACGAGCUCGACAUCCUUGACACUCUUACCGACGAUUGGGAUCUCGAAGACCCACACCUCAGCAGUUCCGCGCUUGACCUUCAUUUGCAAUGCGAGUUCGCCGCGAAAGAUGCGUCCGCAAUCCACGACAUUCUCAUGGGCUUCAUCACCAAUGGAAACUACGCGGACUGGUUGUGUCAGGAAUUGGCGUUGCGCCAGGAGAAUGCUGUUGCGGCGGUAAAGAAGGUGGUGGAGUUGGUGAGGGAGCUGCAGGUGGGCUACAUGCCGGAGAUGGGAAUUGGACUCAAUGAGCUGAAGAAGAGGGCGGAGCAUGUGUUGGUUCAGCUGCAGGGCUUGAAUGGUAUCUUUCAGCAGUUGCAGACGGAUAUUCAGAUGGCGAUGGCGGAACAGGCGCAGAAGCAGAGGGACGCGGAGGUGCAGGAAGAGGUCGAUGCGCAGUUGGAGAAGGGUGUAUGA
Zymoseptoria tritici IPO323 is the source of this 507-nucleotide messenger RNA. RefSeq lists its product as uncharacterized. The transcript has a single exon. NCBI's taxonomy places the organism in Eukaryota, Fungi, Ascomycota, Dothideomycetes, Mycosphaerellales, Mycosphaerellaceae. The record is from RefSeq and is a predicted model, not a curated record. Bases 1 to 507 code for a protein of 168 amino acids.